AUGAGACACUUCAGCAAAGACAACAUCUACUCGAUCCUUAUCCUGUCGUUUGGAUCCUUCUUCUAUGGCUAUGACUCCGGCCUCACCACCUCUAUCAUUGGAUAUCCCCAAUUCAUCUCCUAUUUCAAUUUCAACUCCAACACCAUUGGGGCCCUGGGAUCGUGCUACUAUGCCGGCAGCUUCUUCGGGUCGUCACUGAACUUCUGGCUCCCGGAUCGAUAUGGCCGAAAGCCCACCAUCUACAUCGCUUGCAUUGUCGCUCUCGUCGGUGCCGUCCUGCAGACUGCUGCCCAAAACAUCGAAAUGUUGUUCGUCGGCCGUGUCAUCGGCGGUAUAGCCUCAGGUAUUAUCUUUGGCGUGUGCCCGAUGUUCAUGUCCGAAAUUUCCCCACCAGAAUUCCGUGGGAGAGUAGGAGGUCUCUACAACCUUAAUAUCAACUUGGGCUAUACCUUGACCGAAUGGAUGGGUCUCGGAUUCAGCUACAUUACCUCCAACGUUGCCUGGCGGUUGUUCUUGGGUCUGCAGCACGUUCCCCCGGUUCUGAUGGCCGUGUGCACUCCUCUGCUGCCAGAAUCGCCCCGAUACCUGAUUAUGCGAGGCCGCUACGACGAGGCGCUGGAAGUCAUUACGAGACUGCACGGUGGUGCCGCGGGUCAGGACGACGACUUCUACAUCCGUGAAUUCAACCAGAUCAAGGCCCAGCACGAGCUCGAAGUCCGUGAGCGCGUCAGUCUCGCCGCGGUUCUGCGCCGGCCUUCGUACCGCAAGCGCAUGUUCAUCGUCGUCUUCCAGUUCGCCUUCGCCAUGUUCACCGGCAUCAUCCCGCUCCAGAACUACCAGUUCAUCCUGUACACCUACCUCGGCGUCACCAACAAGAUGGCUUUGGUCAUGGUGGGUGUCUGGGGCACGUGUGGUGUCAUCUUCUCGACCAUCGGUGCCUUGCUCUUCGACAAGUUGGGCCGUAGGAAGUCUCUACUGAUUUCUCUCUGGGUGCAAUUCCUGGCCUCUAUUGCCAUGGUUAUCUUCUGGGCAAAAUUCCAAGAUUCGGGCAAUACCAAUCUGCUCCUGGGACGGUUUACUGUGGGCUUCAUGUUCGUCUACCUGGUCGGCUACGCAUUUAUCAUGAACUCAUUCGGCUAUACGUACCCCUCGGAAAUCAUGCCGACGCCGAUUCGCGCGGCUGGCAACGCCGUGGCCUUCUGCACGUUCAAUGCCAUCACCAUCAUGUUGGUGCAGGUGACGCCGAUCGCGGUCGAGAAGAUCGCCUGGAAGUACUUCCUGAUCUUCAUCAUCUGCGACGCCAUCUUCAUCACCGUCGUGUACUUUGUGUAUCCGGAGACGGUGGGCAAAACACUGGAGGAAAUCGCCGCCUUGUUCGGCGACGAGGUCGCCGUCAAUAUUCAGGAGGCCCACGAUUACCCGGACACCGUGAACGACGGCGUCAAGAACGAGAAGGUCGGCACCGAGGUCACCGAGGCGGAGCGGGUCGAGGACGUGGAUGGGAAAGGCCGGCACGCCUUGUAG
Molecule: messenger RNA, 1524 nt
Organism: Fonsecaea erecta
Lineage: Eukaryota; Fungi; Ascomycota; Eurotiomycetes; Chaetothyriales; Herpotrichiellaceae
Exons: 6
Coding region: 1-1524 (507 amino acids)
Biological process (GO): transmembrane transport; carbohydrate transport
Cellular component (GO): membrane
Molecular function (GO): carbohydrate:proton symporter activity
Source: RefSeq, a predicted model, not a curated record